AUGCCUCUUGUCACACCAGCAAGUUCUUCUACAACAGAAACAACAAAUUAUUCUAGGUUAUGCCGCGUGCUUGUCGAUUUGGGCACUUGUGCCCUCAGGGAUUGCUUCGAUUCUAUCUGCACACCGCCAACUCUUCACACAGUCUUGGCAGCUAAUCAGCCCAUCUUGCAAAAUUUGAGAUCACGAAGGAUCAUCAAUGCAACCCAAUGGGGAAAACUCUUUCCUGCCAUCCCUACUUCAGUCUCAUCAAAGAAUUUUGACAUCACUUUAUUGAUGACUUUGCUGCGCAAUAUAUGCGGUCUAGCUCCCCCAAUGACAGGAUGGGAUGUGCUCCCUGCGGUCACUGACACGAGCUGUGAAGCAGACAUCGCACGAGUCAAAUACUUCAGAAACGUGGUGUAUGCUCAUGCUGAACACGCUUCCGUUGAUGAUUCAGAAUUUCAGACACUGGAAAGAUAUCCGGGAUACUCUGGUGCGGCUAGGAGGAGUUAA
Porites evermanni is the source of this 492-nucleotide messenger RNA. Lineage: Eukaryota; Metazoa; Cnidaria; Anthozoa; Scleractinia; Poritidae. The record is from the annotation of a GenBank genome assembly.